Messenger RNA from Phascolarctos cinereus (koala), 880 nucleotides. It is a transcript of the gene PLGRKT, whose product is annotated as plasminogen receptor with a C-terminal lysine. Gene Ontology annotation, cellular component: plasma membrane. The record is from RefSeq and is a predicted model, not a curated record. Gene Ontology annotation, biological process: positive regulation of plasminogen activation. NCBI's taxonomy places the organism in Eukaryota, Metazoa, Chordata, Mammalia, Diprotodontia, Phascolarctidae.
ACAGAAUGCCUUAGCCACUCACCGGACCUUGCUCAGGCGGGGCCCGCCCGACUCAAGGCCGCCUCGGAAACUCGUCCACAGCCCCGCAAGUGCCCUAGCCACCUUCCCGAACAAGGAGAGCAGCUCCUGGGAGCCUCCUGUCCUCUAUCAAAAUGGGAUUUCUUUUUUCAAAACAUAUGAGUGAAAACAUGAAACAGCAACAGGAAUUUAUGUUCAUGAAUGCUCAACUUCAGCUGGAGAGGCAAUUAACAAUGCAAAAUGAAAUGAGAGAAAGGCAGAUGGCCAUGCAGAUUGCUGGGUCAAGAGAAUUACUCAAGUAUUUUGGGACAUUUUUUGGCAUUGCUACCAUGGGUCUCACAGCUGGAGCAAUUAAAAGAAAGCAACCAGGCCUCUUCCUUCCUGUCAUUCCAUUAAGCUUUAUCCUUGCUUAUCAAUAUGAUAUGGGCUAUGGAACCCUUCUGCAGAGGAUGAAAGGGGAAGCAGAGAGCAUACUGGAUACAGAAAAUAACAAACUGCAGCUGCCAAGAGGAAUGAUCACUUUUGAAACUGUGGAAAAGUCCAGAAAAGCACAAAGCAAAUUCUCCGUAGAAAAAUGAAGGUGGAUUCUCUAGGCUGUAUUCAAAGCACAAAAUAACUCGCUUGAAUCAUAGGGUUUUGUGUUUAAAUUUUUAAAUGGUACCAAUAUUUUGGAUAUAAUGUGGUUUGUAAAAAAAAAAUUAAAACUUAUGUCUAAAAUACAUCCUGCAUUUUACUUCAAGGACAGUAUCUCCUUUUUUCACAUUUUUCAGGCACAUGUGCUAAACCUGUGGUGAUACUUAAUGUGGUUCAUAACUUUCCCAGUUGCCAGCUGAGUCUUAAUAAAUCGGUGGUUUCAAAACUG